CCAUUUUGGCGCAAGUCAUUUUGGUACAAGCCGCUCAGCAAAGUGAGUUCAGUGGACCCUUGUCGACAGCGGUAGCACAGCGCUGCAAUGGCCGCCAGUGCAGCGGAGGACGAGCGCACAGCCAGGCAGAUGCAGGAGGCCGAGAUGGGCCAGGCGCCUCAUUUUGCGCACGGAGCCGUUGUGCAGGGCGUGGCCGUGCACACGCACGCCGUGUCCAUCGGCGCACCUCGCCUCUCGACGGGGCCGGUCUUUGUGGAGGCCAUCCCAGAUUUGCCGACCGAUGAGCUCAUUGUCCUCAGCUUGCGGUACACGGUCGUGUGCUUCGGUCUGAUCGACUUCGUCCUCCAGUUGGUCCGCGAUGUAGUCUUCUGGGCGGGCUUCAUCCAGUGCAGGAGAGGAGGAUGCGACGCUAUCGAAGGGAUACCUUUGUGGACUGUAGGCUUGAUUCAGGCCGCACUCAUCAUCGGACCUCUCUGCGGUAUCAUUGGGGCACGGCGCUUGCAGCGUGGGCCUGUCUCUGUAUAUCUUUGCUUCUGUAUCUUCAGCCUGGUCUCCCAGAUGUUCGUUCUUACAUCCUACUUGUGGUUCGUGAUUUUCCUGAUCGUUCAGGUGUGGAUCACGUGGAUAGUUUGCAAGUUCUGGAGUGCGCUGGGUACGAUCCCCAGGGAUCGGGUUCUCCAGAUGAGGGAUCCCGACUACCUCGAGAAGGCACCAGUCAGAAUAGUGUAUUGGUGAAUUCUGCAUCGGCCCGCGUGUCGGUAAGUAUCGCCCGCUUGUUGGCUAGAUGUUCUAGGUUCUGCCAGACGAUUUGGGCGGGGAAUCGGUUUGGUUUGACAUGUGUGCAGCUGAAGUACGCGUGCUAUUUGACUUUGCAGCAUCUCGGACACCGAGCGGGUAUCUCCAUCGUCGCUACAGAACCGACAGUUUGGCUUGUUCGCCGAUUAAUGUCAGUAUGCAUCUCGCUGCACGUUGCACUCGAGUCCGAGCUGCUCUGAAUUCACGGCGAGCACAGCCUCGCCGCGUCGCUCCGUGGAUCAAUUUACAGGGCGGAGCCGACGCCACAGUCGCGGUGUGACCCAGACGGCACCGCGUGCCGAAAUAGUUCUCCUGGGCAAAACUGUCUGCCUUGGCACCCGGCUAUGCGAAUAGAGAGGGACCUUACGCCAUUGUAAGGGAUGGGUGGGGGCCGUCAGA
Messenger RNA from Prorocentrum cordatum, 1194 nucleotides. The record is from the annotation of a GenBank genome assembly. Lineage: Eukaryota; Dinophyceae; Prorocentrales; Prorocentraceae.